Messenger RNA from Pseudonaja textilis, 3690 nucleotides. The record is from RefSeq and is a predicted model, not a curated record. Lineage: Eukaryota; Metazoa; Chordata; Lepidosauria; Squamata; Elapidae.
UUCACCCUCCCGCUCCAUUCUCUCCGCCCACGUGCCGUAGAAAGCCAUUCCCGCUCUCCCAACCUCUGCCGCAGCCUGGGAAGUCGCUUCCGCUUCCGGAUCUCCUGCGGACUGUUGUUUGUGUGGGCAAGGGAGAGUGGGGGCUGCUGGUGGUGGUUCAUUUAUCUCCUCGUCCGUUUGGGCUUCGCGGGCGACGGAGCUCCUUACGCGGAGCUCGCCUGGAUCCUUUCCGUCCCGAGGGCAAAAACCGAGAGGAAGAGGGCCUUUUCAAUGGUUUUUCCAUCCCAGCAGAAAACAUGACAGACGGGUGGGUGGAUUGUCCCUCCUUGGGCCCUGGCUGGAAGCGUCGUGAAGUCUUGCGCAAAAGUGGAACAAGGAGCGGCCAUUCAGACACUUAUUAUAUAAGCCCGAGAGGAGAGAAGAUCCGCAGCAGAGUGGAGCUGUUGAGAUUGCUGGGAUGCUCACGGGAUCUGACUGAUUUUGAUUACAAGAGAGGAAUUUUUGUUGAACCAAACACAGAGGCCCUGCCCUCAGCACCCUUCUCACCUACUGAAGACAGUCCUCAGAGGAUCAAAAAGAGCAGCAAAAAGCACCUACUGCAUCUGGGAGCAACCACCUUACCAUGCAAGAAACCACCUUAUUUGCAGGUGUUUCUAGAGCCUCAGCCUUCUCCGGAACACAGGCUUCUGGACCAGAAACCUUCAGAGCUGGAAUUAGAGUUUCUGGGAGAGAACCAAGCCAAUAUGCAGAGUCAACACUCAGAGCUUCCUGUUACUCUGGAUCAACUGGCACCAAAGCUGCGCAAACAACGUUGUCGGCAGCAUCUUCCACCCAUUCCUUCUCCAGAUAAAGUAGAAGAUGUGACAUUGCAGGAGAGCAAUCCAAAGGAAGCUAUGGCGUGCUGUGCCAGCUGUCAGGGACAGUUCCCAGAAAUAAUGCUACCAUCUCAGAGACGUUGUCGGUGGCUCUGCCCAGACUGCAGAGCUCAGAGAAGAGCUUUUAACAGGGAGCAAAGAUAUUACAAGCAAAUUGGCUGUGGUGUGUGCCAGGCCUGCCAGAUGUCUCAGGACUGCGGCAUCUGCAGUGUAUGUGUUCUGCGAGCCCAAAGCCCCAAGUUCCACAUUGACAUCAAAUGCUUGCUACGCCGAUGCUUGAAGAUUGUCAAAAAGGGCCUUGAUUGUGGCAUAUGUCAGGCCUGCAAGAUAACUGAGGACUGUGGGACCUGUGCAAUCUGUUUGCGGAGGCAAAGACCUGGCAUGAAACGUCAGUGGAAAUGUCUCAAGCGCCGUUGUCUCAAACGCAAGAAAAAAGUCUCAUCCAAGAAGGACAGCUGCAGCUCGAAGAAAGUUUCAGCAGAAUCUUCAGCAAAGAAUGUCUUCACCCCAAAACAAUGUGGGCAGAAAAAGCCAACUUUAACCACAAAAUUGAAACCUACCAUUCAAAGGGAUCCUGGAGGCAAUCCUCUUGUAAGGCAUCGGAAGAAGCAAUUGGGAGUGGCGAAAGAGAGGAAGAAAGUGGGCCAUCCUCCCAAGCAUCCUGUGACUAAACUCAAGGACAGUGUGCAUUCCUCUAAAAAUCAGCAAAACCGGAAGUGUGGUCAAUGUGAAGCCUGUCUGCUGAAAACAGACUGUGGCCAUUGUGAUUUCUGUUGUGACAAGCCCAAAUUUGGAGGGCAGAACCUGAAGCACCAGAAUUGCCGGUGGAGACAGUGUCUGCAGUUUGCAAUGGAAUCUUCUUUGACCAGUGAGUGGACUGAAGUGCCCAAAUCCCUGGGCUUCGAGAUGCCUAAGCAGGAGAAGCUGCAGCCGCCGCCAGUGAAGCUGAAGAAGAAAACCAUAUCCUCUGCUUCCCACCAAACUAUAAAGGAGUGUUCCAAUGUGCCACCAUAUAUCCAGCAAGAGCAAGAUAUACCUCCCCACCCCAUCGUUCCCAUCUCAGUCAUAAGAAAGGAUCCAGAUACCAAACUGCCUGUAGUCAAUCUCCUUAUUGCCACCUCUCCCCAAAACAAGCAAGAAUAUUCAGAACCAGGUGGGAAUUGUCAGGCAUCCAGUGACUCUCUGGUAUCGGCAGGAUUCCCUCAAUUUAAGAAACUAUCAGGAACACAAAGCACAGAAGUGGUAGUUCUUGAUGAUCCAGAAGACAAUGAAAUAGGACUAUUGCAGCAAAUUCAGCCUCCAGUGAUUAUGGAGGUCUACAGCCUGGGUGGUGUGCAGCCCCUCUCUCAGUUGGACAGCGUCUUGCGAGAAUUCUUGGCUGAGCUGAAUGAGAUCCCUCUCCCUGCUCAUUGGGAGGUGCUGCCUCCAUUUGGCAGCCCAGACCUGCGUCUCAUCCAGCGCUCGAAACAUUCCACCAUGUCUGCCGCAGUCAUUCACAUCCGCCCAGGCCUUUUUUUCCACGUGGUAGUGCAAGAUCUGCUGGUGCCUCAGGAACACGAACUUUAUGCCAGUCACCCUGCCCGCCUGACCACGGUGGAUGAGGUGGUGGAACUGAUCUGCGAUCUGGAGGCCUACCGACUUUGUUCGGGUUGGCCUGCAGGGUGGCAUGCUAGAGAACGGUCUGAGAGCUGUGAUGUUCUUGUUCAUUCUGGCUGCUGCCCACCGUGCCGGCUCAACCCCUGGCCAUCAGGAAGCGGCACUCAGGUCUGAGAAUGGGCAGUUAAUUGGAGCUUAAUUUUGACACUGGACAUGGCUUGGAUUUCUGAAAGGAUAAUUCCUUGCCAUAAAUAGCUUUAUUUUUUCUCCUCAUGUUGAAUAGCUUGGCACGAAAUGAUAUAUUCCUCCUUCUUGUCUUCUUUCUGAUUCUCUCCUCUUCCCUGCCUCCCCCCACAGCCCCCCCCCUUCCCCCCGGUAACUUCUGGUGUUCAGAGAGGUUUCUUUUGGCAACUAAACUCCAGUCUUGCUUUUAGUCAUUUACUCAUUUCCUGCUAGAGAAGUACCAGGUGGACACCGUGUAUGACGGCAACUUGGGCUGACCACCAGUUUUGUGCACUUUUAAAACUUUUUAUGUGUUUGGCAAUGUAGUAUUGUAGGUUGAUAGGAUGGGCAUGUGGAGAUGGGCAAUGCAUCCAUUUGGGAUCCUGUUUCCAUUGUUUUUGCUUGCCUAGUCCCAUUCUGUCAUAUCUAACACACUCCCGGAGAAUUUUAGAUCUACAGUCUGAUCUUCACCAGACCCAGGAAGAAUGGGAUUUUACAAUAGAACCUCCUUCUUCAAACAAAUCCCGAUAGUCUGGACAUUUCCCCCCGAUUUGUUUAGAACUUGAAUUGUUGCCUCAGACAUGUUUUCUUUUGCUUUUGUGCUGUGUGGUUUGGAUGGGGGAAUUCUGUUUGAGGAUCUGGAAGACUUAUGCUCUGGGGAGUAGGAAUGGUCCCGUAAAUGGUGCCUGGGAAGAAGUUGGGGAGCUGCCAUUCUAUAUGCUGAGAGAUUCCAGCAUGUUCUGUUCAGGGAAGUUCUACAGAAGCCAUAGCUGUAUGUCACUUGCUAACUUGUUUUGUUUCAUGUCUUCCUUCAGUGUAGUUGGCAGCAGCGUUAGUAGCACCCUCUAUCUGCUCCUCCCCUACGCCUUUUGCAGUCUGUCUGACUUUCAUGAUGUGUGAUAUUUUUCUUUCAGAAGAAAAGAAUGAAACUAUCCUCAAAGAAAUAACGAAUCAGAACUGGCUUCUAUUUUUUUUAACAUAUUAAAAAUUUGAAAGA